Molecule: messenger RNA, 1869 nt
Organism: Linnemannia hyalina
Lineage: Eukaryota; Fungi; Mortierellomycota; Mortierellomycetes; Mortierellales; Mortierellaceae
Source: the annotation of a GenBank genome assembly
AUGUCAGCGUCAUCCAGUUGGAGAAGCAGGAAUGAAGACGAAGGGGAUGAGGAUCUCGACGACAACAUUCUCACCGAUGCCCAGGAGACACAAUGGAGUAGCAGGGACAGUAUCCUGUUCGUGAUAGACUGCUCACCAGCCAUGCUUCAACCAGACGAAGAAGGUGAUAUCCCCUUCUAUACGGCCAUCAAGUGCGCCAAGCAGGUUCAGCUCAACAAGAUUAUUAGCUCUGACUCUGACCUCAUUGGCGUCGUCCUCUAUGGCACCAGACAAGCCAAGAACGCAAACAACUUUGCACAUAUUUACGUGCUCCAGGACCUGGAUGUCCCGGAUGUGGGAAAAAUCCAGCAGCUGGAGGCCAUCGAAGAACAGAGGACCAACUUUGACGAGGAGUUUGGCACAAGCAAUGGGGAUUACACGCUUGGAGAGAUGUUCUGGACGGCUACGAAUAUGUUUGGUGGAAGUGCACAGAGAAUCGGAUCGAAGCGAUUGUUCCUGUUCACGAACGAGGACGACCCACACUCCAACGAUAUCAGUCUGAGGAGCGCAUCUAAAGUCCGAGCCAAGGAUCUUCAGGAGUUUGGUAUCAAGAUUGAGCUCUUUGAUAUGGACAAGCCCAUGCAAAAGUUCCUCCGCACAAACUUUUAUAAGGACAUCUUGCUGGAUUCUGUAGAUGAUGAUGAGGAGAGUCAGAGUCAGGAAGAACAAACGACAGCCAAGCUGGGGGAACUCCUCCAACGUGUCAGGCGCAAAGAGGUCAAGAAGCGCUCACUCUUCAACAUCCCAUUCAAACUGUCAGCGAAUUUGGAAAUCGGAGUCAAAGGAUACAACCUCGUCUCGACACAAGCUAAGGGCCUUCACAGGAAUGUCUACACACUGGGCGAAGCAGUCCGGGAGGUUGAAACGGUCACCAGCUGGAUCUGUGCCGACACUACCCAGUACCUCACAGCAGCCGAUCUCAAACACUACUGGGAGUUUGGAGGUCAAAAGGUUAUCUUUGAGAAAGACGAAGUUGUGUCGAUGAAGACGUUUGGCCCUCCAGCGCUGGCUCUGAUUGGAUUCAAGCCCAAGACUGCGAUGAAGAUGUACUACAACCUCAGCCAUUCCAUGUUCCUGUACCCGGACGAGUUGUCGUAUGAAGGAAGCACCCGGGCGUUCUCUUCGCUGUUAAUUGCUAUGCAUGAGAUGGAGAAGGUGGCUAUCUGCUCGUUCACACAGCGCACCAACUACAGCACCCGUCUCGUUGCUCUCAUCCCCCAAAUGGAAGUGGUGGGUGCAAACGGCCAGGAAGUGCCUCCAGGCAUGCAGCUCGUCCCAUUGCCAUGGGGUGAUGAUAUCCGCCCACUCCCCAUCUUGACAGAAUACGCACCAUCGGAUGAGCUGAUCAAUGCUGGCAAGGCCAUUAUCUCCAAGCUGAACAUGAAGAGGGGCUUCCACCCAGACAACUAUGAGAACCCAACCCUCCAAAAGCAUUACAAGGUCCUUCAAGCUACAGCCCUGAACCAGACUGACAUGGACAUUGACGACAAGACUCUUCCCAAGACUCAGCAAAUUUACGAUAGGGCGGGCGCAUACAUUCAGCAUUUCAGAGACGUGGCAGCGACAGCAGAGCUGCCAGAAGAUGUUACUCCUUCUGUUGAAUAUGUACCGUCGGACCAGUCGUCGGUGGCGGCAGCCAAGCGGGCGCGGCCUGGUCCAUCGGGUGGUGUAGCAUUGCAGCAGGAGAUGAGGGAGAAGUACGACAACGAUCAAUUGAACAAGGCGACGGUGGCGACGCUGAAGGAUUUCUUGCAGUCGGUUGGUGAAGCUGGAGCAGGCAGGAAGGCUGAGCUGGUUGAGAAGGUGCAACAGUACUUUGCCAACAAGUAA